GAUCAUGCUCUUGUCACUAAGUUAUGAAGACAGACUAGACAACAGCACUGCCUUCUUCGCUCACCACACGUACAAACACCUGGAGAGUAUGGCGAGCAAACCGUUUCACGUCUUUCUCUGGUUCAUGGUCGCCCUGAUGCUGCUUGGAAACGUCGUCGUUGUCGUGUGGAGAUGCACGCGACCAUCAUCACAACGAAACAGCUCGCUCUCCACCAUCAUCGUCAACCUUGCGGCCGUCGACUUUCUCUAUGGACUGCACCUCGUCCUCAUCGGCAGCGCCCUUGUCCGACCCGUUUUCGGCCUCAGCUCGGAUACACGCCUCGACUCGAGUCCUCCCAUCAGCCAUCCUCUCUGCUUUGCCGCUUACUUCAUCUCCUGUGUGUCGUGCGGAGGCCAAACGGUCGCCAUUGCCAGCAUCGCCGCAUACUCGUUUUUAUCACUCAACGUCAGAUUCCAAUCGACAAAUAUCUACAAAAAUUUUUUUGUCGUGGGGAGUACUUUGACGCAAUGGUGUCUAGCCGUUGCGCUCUCGUUUUACUCGACGUUGGCGUCGGUGUGGGAAGUGCCUUGGACGGUCGGAAACUCAACGACUCAGAAUCCGAGAAAUGUUGAAAUCUACUAUGUUCUCACACAAUGCAGUUUUGCUGGGACGCUGUCGCCAAGCAUUGCGGUUCUCGCCACUACCGUGCUGACGGUCGUUUGCGUUGCCGUCGUGCUCUAUAUCGCGUUCAUUGUUAAAGCGGUCUACAACUUGAUAUUAAAGAGGAGGCAACGGCAACCGGUUGGCGAAUCGAAAUUCUUGAUGAUUCGUCUCUGUCUCAUUGUGGCCGUCAAUAUUCUCUGCUGGGGACCCCCGCAGAUACUUUACUAUUUCGGAAAGAAAAAGGUAUCUAAUGUGGACAUGCUGCUUGAUGACAAAUAUUAUCGGACUAUUACUGAGGCGACGAUCGUGUUGCUGUCGAUACCGCCCGCUCUUAAUCCGUUGUUAUACACCAUUGUUACGAAACCAUUUCUCAAUGUGUUGAAGAGGCUGUGUAAGUCUGGAAACGAUCGGAUGCGAGUGAUGUCGACUAUGUCAGAGACGGCGAGUCUACUUCCCGAGGAGCAUAUUACCCCGGAUGAGAGUUGAUGUACGGGAGUUUUGUGGACUGUUGGUGUCGAUGAUAGCUUUUAUUUGUGUGGCAACGUUGUAGUUGUGACGUCAUUUGUAAGUAGCAAAAAUUAGGUAUAAAUAAAUUUGUCAA
Corticium candelabrum is the source of this 1244-nucleotide messenger RNA. RefSeq lists its product as uncharacterized. Gene Ontology annotation, molecular function: G protein-coupled receptor activity. Gene Ontology annotation, cellular component: membrane. The record is from RefSeq and is a predicted model, not a curated record. Bases 5 to 1129 code for a protein of 374 amino acids. NCBI's taxonomy places the organism in Eukaryota, Metazoa, Porifera, Homoscleromorpha, Homosclerophorida, Plakinidae. Gene Ontology annotation, biological process: G protein-coupled receptor signaling pathway. The transcript has a single exon.